Molecule: messenger RNA, 650 nt
Organism: Capsicum annuum
Lineage: Eukaryota; Viridiplantae; Streptophyta; Magnoliopsida; Solanales; Solanaceae
Exons: 2
Coding region: 12-482 (156 amino acids)
Source: RefSeq, a predicted model, not a curated record
UUGCUAGGCUCAUGGGUUUGGAAUCGAUGCCAGCAGGAUCAGGCAGUAAGCCCCAAAAGGCUUCAGAUUCAGAAACUUGGAGCAAUGUGGCAGACAAACUUGGUGCUCGAUCUGGCGGAUCUGAUAAAGAAGAUAUGGAUUUUGAGAUGUUCGAAAUAAAGAGUUCAGAACCAGGUUUGCAAAGGUUUAGAGCUAAAUGUGCUCUCACUUAUCCUACUACAUAUUUUUCUCCUUUGGAAGAUGAAGCAGAUUUAGUUGGGAAUUCACUUGAUCACCAUUCAACUGAUAGCUACCUCUCCAGCAGUCCCAAUAGUAGCUCAAAGGACAAAAUGCUUGCUGAAUCAGUGGACUCUGUUGAUGAUGAACCACUCUUUCCAGAACCUGAUAGAGAUCUUUCGGAUUGUGAGACCUCAUUAUCCACCCGGAGGAGUUGCAGAGAACUGAUUGAUAACGUUUCUGGAGUGCUCAGCAAGAUUGAUUAGUUAAAAGGAAGCAAACUCAGCUACGCAAAACAGGUCAAUUUGAAUGCUGAACUCAUAUUUGGAACUACCCCUCAACAGCAGGCUCUACCUGUAGAGGAUGGGUUCUCUGUGAGCCAUUUUCUCCUCAAUGAACAUGAAAUGUUUUCGAGUUUUCACAGAUAAAGGACA